UGCCGCUGGGGCUCGCAGUUCAACGUGCCCCCCAGUGCCCUGUUCGUGGCCCGGCCCGUGGGGGUCUGCUCCAUGAUGAAACUGCCCGUUCAAGCAUCAGCGGAGGGACUGGACGCAGCUUUCGUCGGUGUCCCUCUAGACACGGGCACGUCCAACCGUCCGGGAGCCAGGUUCGGUCCGCGCCAGAUCCGGGCCGAGUCGGCGAUGGUGAGGAGGUACAAUGGCAGCACCGGGGCAGCGCCUUUCGACUCCCUGCAGGUGGCUGACAUCGGGGACGUGGAUGUGAACCUCUAUAACCUGCCCGACAGCUGCCGCCUCAUCCGAGAGUCCUACCAGAAGAUAGUGGCCUCCGGCUGCGUGCCCCUCACCUUGGGUGGAGAUCACACCAUAACAUACCCCAUCCUGCAGGCCGUGGCAGAAAAGCACGGUCCCGUGGGACUGGUGCAUGUGGAUGCUCACACCGACACCGGAGACAGAGCCCUGGGGGAGAAGAUCUACCACGGGACCCCGUUCCGGCGCUGCGUGGAAGAAGGGCUGCUGGACUGCAGCCGUGUGGUCCAGAUCGGUAUCCGAGGCUCCUCCUAUGACCCCGAUCCUUACGAGUACUGCCGGGACCAGGGUUUCCGGGUGGUCCCGGCUGAAGAGUGCUGGAGGAGGUCCCUGCUGCCGCUGAUGGGGGAGGUGAGGAAGCAGAUGGGGGACCAGCCAGUGUACAUCAGUUUCGAUAUCGAUGCACUAGACCCCGCGUACGCUCCGGGCACCGGGACGCCGGAGAUAGCCGGGCUCACGCCUGCGCAGGCUUUGGAGAUCAUUCGUGGCUGCAAAGGGCUGAACAUAGUGGGGUGUGACCUUGUAGAAGUUGCGCCGAUGUACGAUGUCUCCGGUAACACAGCCCUCCUGGGGGCAAACCUGCUGUUCGAGAUGCUGUGCGUUCUCCCCAGGGUGACGACAAUGUGA
Fulmarus glacialis (Northern fulmar) is the source of this 957-nucleotide messenger RNA. It is a transcript of the gene AGMAT, whose product is annotated as agmatine ureohydrolase (agmatinase). NCBI's taxonomy places the organism in Eukaryota, Metazoa, Chordata, Aves, Procellariiformes, Procellariidae. The record is from RefSeq and is a predicted model, not a curated record. Gene Ontology annotation, molecular function: metal ion binding; agmatinase activity. The transcript is spliced from 7 exons. The annotation marks the transcript as partial.